AGGUUCUGGAAUACAAAUAAGAAUUCACCAGAAUGGUUCAGUAACUUCAGCCUGUGUGCAUGAAGCACCAGGGCCAGGGGGAAUGGAUCAGUCCUAAAGACUGAUGUAAAGGCUGCAAUGGAAGGAAGAUAAUUCAAGAGAAGAAGGUUCUAGAAGUUCAUAUUGACAAAGGCAGGAAAGAGGGCCAGAAAAUAACAUUCUAUGGUGACGGAGACCAAGAGCCAGGACUGGAACCAGGAGAUACUAUGAUCAUUUUAGAUCAGAAGGACCGUGCUCUGUUUACUCAGCCAGGAGAAGACCUAUUCAUGUAUACGCAUAUACAGCUGGUCGAAGCACUGUGCAGCUUUCAAAACCCAGUAUCUACUCUUGACAACCAAACCACUGUCAUCACCUCUCAGCAAGGUCAGAUUGUCAAGCACGGAGAUAUCAAGUGUGUGCUAAAUGAAGGCAUGCUAAUUGAUUGUAGACCAUAUGAGAAGGGUUGUCUCAUCAUGGAAUUUAAGGUCUUGAAGACAUUUGGAGAGUGUCAUGGCCUGAAUCUCUGUGUCCCUGUCCAAGCCAUAUGUGAUGGUCAUCCCCAGUUUGAUGAUGAAUGACAUUCUCCUCUAUUUUUCAAGUCUCCUGUAAGAAUGUGCCAGGUACCCUCUGGGAUUCUUCCGCCAACCUUUAAUGUAACCCACCUCUCCAUGGUCUUGUGAUUAGCUUGUGCCUGCGGUAAGAAAAAAGCUUCCGAGAUAUAAAAAUCAGGGCCUGGACCUUCCUGAAGAUGAUACAUUUACACGUACAUAUGAAUCGCAAUUUGAAGGAUUUAAUUUUACAUUCCUUAUGCCCGUAAAGUGAACCAGAAUGAGAUAUUCAUGAUCCCUCCACAAGAAAAUAAAGAAACACAUCUUAAAGUCA
Molecule: messenger RNA, 900 nt
Organism: Canis lupus familiaris (dog)
Lineage: Eukaryota; Metazoa; Chordata; Mammalia; Carnivora; Canidae
Product: dnaJ homolog subfamily A member 1-like
Exons: 3
Coding region: 246-596 (116 amino acids)
Biological process (GO): protein refolding
Cellular component (GO): cytoplasm; cytosol
Molecular function (GO): Hsp70 protein binding
Source: RefSeq, a predicted model, not a curated record